This is a messenger RNA of Cryptococcus deneoformans JEC21, 1090 nucleotides long. RefSeq lists its product as hypothetical. The transcript has 6 exons. The coding region runs from base 108 to 872 and encodes 254 amino acids. The record is from RefSeq and is a predicted model, not a curated record. Lineage: Eukaryota; Fungi; Basidiomycota; Tremellomycetes; Tremellales; Cryptococcaceae.
AGUCAUCGCCUUACGCGUCAUUGAUUUUAUAAAUCAUCUCUUGGUCCCUUUCCUCCGUAUAUCAAUAUUUUUGACAUCCUACUUCCAGCUAAGAUAUACCCAACAAAAUGAUGCUCGGAGGUGCUCCUAAAUGCGAGAGCUGUAGCAAGACAGCUUAUCAUGCCGAACAAGUCAUGGGGCCAGGCCGAAAGAUAUAUCAUAAGCUAUGUCUGAAAUGUCUAAACUGCGGUAAAAGACUGGAUUCUGGUAGCCUUGUUGAGCACGAUUCCCAUCCGUACUGCCAGAGAUGUCAUGUCGUCUUGUUUGGAACAAGAGACCUUCGACACGCCAACGUCCUCCCCUCCAUCCCCUCAACACCACCUAAACCAACCCCUCCUCCAUCUGUCAUGACUCCUUCAUACCACCGUCCUGCCUCUCUCACAACCUCCUCUUCCCCUCGUCCUCUACCUCCUCCAACAGAAUUCUACCGCCCUCCCCCACAGCGUUCUACACCACCUCCUGAACCAGCAACUCCAACCGACCCCACCGUCCCUAUUACUAAGCCCAAUUUCAGAGAACAAAGGCCGAUCAGUGUACCUUUUGCUGGAGGUGCAAAAGCGCUAGACGAUAGAGGGUUAUUGAAGAAAGGGGAGAGCCCAAGGAGUAAAGUGGGAGGGAGGAUAAUAGGGGAUGAUAUGUGUGGAGGAUGCGGGAAGAGGGUUUAUGCUGCGGAGCAGGUAUUUUCUGUUAGCCAUAAAUGGCACAGAUGGUGUUUGAAAUGUAACAAGUGUAAGACGACAUUAGAUCCCUCAAAGGUAUCUGAUAGAGAAGGCAUUCCUUACUGUAAGAACUGUUAUGCCAAGGAAUUCGGCCCCAGUGGUACUUUAAGAUAACAUCCUCAUUGGAAAGCAGCUGGGUUAUUUGGUGGGUUUAAGAGGCUACCUUGUUUGUUUUGGGUGCGACGCGCAUAAUGGGGGUCAUGAAGUAAAACGCAAAUAGAUGACAGGAAACCAUUAGAUGCUAUCCAGGCCUGGAGCUUGAUUUACUUACUGGUUAUCCUUAGUUAGUGGUUCACGGACAUACUGCAUGCACAAAUAAUGCAUAGUUCAGA